This is a messenger RNA of Puccinia triticina, 357 nucleotides long. RefSeq lists its product as uncharacterized. The record is from RefSeq and is a predicted model, not a curated record. The coding region runs from base 1 to 357 and encodes 118 amino acids. Lineage: Eukaryota; Fungi; Basidiomycota; Pucciniomycetes; Pucciniales; Pucciniaceae. The transcript has 3 exons.
AUGCAUAUUUCAAACGCCAUCAAAUCCUUAGUGGUUAUCUUCGUUCAAUGUGAAGUAGUCUUUGGGCUCCAGGUUUUCAGAUGCGAGUUCGAGAAGUCCGUAGCUUUAUGCCGCCGGGCAACUGCCCUUGGUGAAUAUAAUGUGGCCACGGAAUACGGUUUAAUGAGAGCCAUGCAAGCUGGCCCGACCGCUACAUGCGAAGAAUUCACUAUUCAAGGUCAGCCGAUAGAGAACGGCGCAUGCUGCCCCCAUGAUUUUGGAGUCUCGGUCAACUAUGGGGAUGACACGUUUGUUAAAACAUCAGCUCAGGAAUUUGAUAAACAGUGCACUGCUCCACCCACAGCUGUUCCCACAUAA